AUGGUGUCUGUUCCAGCCAUCAAGGCCCCCACUUUGCUUGAUUUCGACACUAAGGUUUUCAAGAAGGAGAAAGUCAACCUAGAUGGCCAUGAGGAGAACUACCGAACCCACCAACAAAAACAGGCAUGCAGAGAAACCAAAAACAUACUGAAUAGCUCCAAAAGUUUGGCAAUUUCUGUUAAGAGAUUUUUAAGUGUGGACUAUAUUGUUCUAACGAGUGUAGAUCGUGAUGAUCUACCUGAUGGUGUAAGUGGGCAUUUUGCUCAAACAGUCAAAGCUAUGAAGCAACUCAAGCCUGAGAUCAUGGUUGAGUGUUUAACUUCUGAUUUUCGGGGGGACUUGAAGGCUGUAGACGCUCUGGUACACUCAGGAUUGGAUGUGUUUGCCCACAACAUUGAGACUGUGAAACGGCUCCAGAGAAUUGUCAGAGAUCCUAGGGCUGGGUAUGCACAAAGCUUGUCAGUUUUAAGACAUGCAAAAAUCAGCAAGGAGGGCAUGAUAACAAAAUCUUCUAUAAUGUUGGGCCUUGGAGAAUCUGAUGAUGAGUUGAAAGAAGCUAUGGCUGAUUUAAGGGCUAUUGAUGUUGAUAUUUUGACUCUUGGACAGUAUUUACAGCCAACUCCACUACACCUGACUGUCAAAGAAUAUGUCACCCCUGAAAAGUUUGCUUUCUGGAAGGAAUACGGGGAGUCCAUUGGAUUUCGUUAUGUAGCCAGUGGGACCACUGGUCCGAUCCUCAUAUAGAGUUGGUGAGCUUUUUGUCAAGACAAUGGUUAGAGAUAAGGCUACCAGCACUACUGGCACAUCCUAUUGAUUUUUGGCUAUUGUGGACUUUCCAGUGGAUGGCUCAUGGCUGACAAGUUGACCACAAAUUGGUAAAUGAGAGCAGUAUGUAUUGGGGCAAAUGACUGUAAUGGUUGUCCUAAUUUAUUAUAGAGUAUAAAUUUUCUGGAUCUAGUAAAAAAUAUCUUCAUUUCUUUGAGGAUUUUAUGUUUUAUUUUAUUUUCAUUGUUUUGUUUUGCUGGUAA
Messenger RNA from Quercus lobata, 1028 nucleotides. RefSeq names its product lipoyl synthase, chloroplastic-like. The coding region runs from base 1 to 744 and encodes 247 amino acids. Gene Ontology annotation, biological process: lipoate biosynthetic process. Gene Ontology annotation, molecular function: lipoate synthase activity; 4 iron, 4 sulfur cluster binding. Gene Ontology annotation, cellular component: mitochondrion. The transcript is spliced from 7 exons. NCBI's taxonomy places the organism in Eukaryota, Viridiplantae, Streptophyta, Magnoliopsida, Fagales, Fagaceae. The record is from RefSeq and is a predicted model, not a curated record.